AUGGGAGCAGAUGCUGUCAAUGGUCAUCAUAUGAACAAUGUUCCCCUCUGGAUCGACAACAAGCCCGUGCAGUCGAAGACCGCCUUUAGCGUCAUAAAUUCGACGUCCCAGAAGGAAGUAUGGACUGCCUCGUCCGCCAGCGUGGAAAUUGCUCGAGAGGCUGUCGAUUCUGCUUCCAGAGCCUUUCAAUCAUGGGCUCACACCCACCCAACGGAGAGAAGACGCAUUUUCUUCAAAGCUGCGGAAUUAUUCAGAUCCCGCCGAGAUGAGAUCAUUGAAACUAUGGUUCAAGAGACCAAUUGCAGCAGACAGUGGGCUGCCGGAAUCAACAUGCACAUGGGAGUCGAGUUUUUGGAAGAGCUUGCAAGCCUUGCCACAACUUGCAGUAUGGGAUGGCUACCGACGACAGAGUCUGAGAAUCGCUUGGCUCUCGUCUUCAAGGAACCGUAUGGUGUUGUGCUCGGAAUUGCCCCAUGGAAUGCACCAUUCAUCCUGGCCAUUCGAGCAGUAGCCACACCGAUCAUAUGUGGAAAUACUGCUGUACUCAAGGCGUCAGAAUUGAGUCCUAAAACCCACAACAUCAUUGGGCAAGUGUUCCGCGACGCAGGCUUGCCGCCGGGAGUGCUAAACAUCAUUCAGCACUCCCGCGAAGACGCUGCUGAUGUGGUAACUGCCUUGAUAGCUCAUCCUGCAGUUCGCAAAAUCAACUUUACAGGCUCGACGGCGGUGGGAAGGAUCAUCGCACAGCAGGCAGGCCACCACCUCAAGCCUGUUUUGUUAGAAUUGGGCGGCAAGGCCUCCUGCAUUGUCCUUGAAGAUGCAGAUCUGGUCAAAGCCGCAAAAGCCGUCGUGACGGGGGGGUUCUUACAUCAUGGACAAAUUUGUAUGGCCACAGAGCGAGUGAUUGUCAUGCGUCCCGUGGCGGACGAAUUCUUAGAGAUCCUCAAAAAAGAGGCCCAAGCAUUUGUCGCAGGUGAUGCUGUGUCCGCCGACGGGGCAAAGCGAACGGAAUCCUUGGUCCAAGCUGCGGUGGACCAAGGCGCUCACCUAGAGUUCGGACAUCUAUCGCGUCUCAAUGCAUCCCUCCAACCAACAAUCCUCAGUGGUGUCACAAAGGACAUGGCUUUGUUCUACACCGAGAGCUUCGGGCCCACCAUCAGUUUGACGACUGUCGACACUGUCGACGAAGCGGUUGCCUUAGCCAAUGACACGGGAUACGGUCUCUCGGCGAGUAUAUUUUCCCAGAACAUUCCAAAAGCGGUGAAAUGUGCCAGACGGAUCGAGACCGGAGCCUGCCAUGUCAAUGCAAUGACGAUCCAUGAUGAGCCGUUCUUACCGCACGGAGGAGCUAAAGAGAGUGGCUUCGGUAGAUUCGGUGCUCAGUGGGGAAUGGAUGAGUUCCUCCAAAUCAGGACCAUAACAAUUCUAGACGAGGGCAACAGUUGA
Fonsecaea erecta is the source of this 1446-nucleotide messenger RNA. RefSeq lists its product as hypothetical. Gene Ontology annotation, molecular function: oxidoreductase activity, acting on the aldehyde or oxo group of donors, NAD or NADP as acceptor. NCBI's taxonomy places the organism in Eukaryota, Fungi, Ascomycota, Eurotiomycetes, Chaetothyriales, Herpotrichiellaceae. Bases 1 to 1446 code for a protein of 481 amino acids. The record is from RefSeq and is a predicted model, not a curated record. The transcript has 3 exons.